AUGAGACGUUUGCUUGUUUUGCUUUUGCAUCUAUGGAUGCCGAUUUUGAGGUCCGCAAGAGGAGCUUCCGUUGAAGAGCAUCAGGGAGCGGUUUUAGGAUGCAAUCCAGAUACUCUUUCAGAUGGGUUUACAGUGUCAUAUUACAGUCUACCUCUGGUGGGCACAAGAAGUCCCUGCUACAACCCAAUCUAUAGUACGGAAUCGUACAUACAAGGCGGCUACGAAAACGUUGGAGCAGGGAAGAUUGGCACAAGUUAUGGUGUAACAAAUCUUACUUUUGAUACUGGUACUACAGGAUUUACUACCCGUUGUGUGCCUGUCACCUAAAAGCUUCCUUCAAAUUACAACUUUGAUAAAUCCUUUACUACGUCCAAUUUUUCUAUGUUGAUGACUGGGUACUUUCUUGCCCCAACGACUGGUACCUACAAUCUUGAUCUUACUUACGUUGAUGAUCUGGCUUACAUAAACGUUGGAGCUGGUAAUGCCUUUAAUUGUUGUCAGCUUGCAAGAUCUGUAAAUACUCCAGGUGCUUUUUCACUCUAUGCCAUUUGGCCUCAAGCUCAAAACUUCGUCACCAUUGAUUUGGUUGCUGGUCUGUACUACCCAAUAAGAGUAUUUUAUGUCAACAGAAAUUAUAUCGGAGGGUUGAAAUUUUACUUCACCACUCCUGAUGGCAUUCAGCAUACUGACUGGACUGGCUACAUUUUCAACGCUGAAGACGCCGAGGAUGGAGAGCAGUGUAACUUCGAACCUCAAUAUACACCAUUUCUUCCAAAAGAACGGAUACCACUACAUAUACAACGGUUUCGAGCUAUACUGACUCUAAUGGCCAGAUUACUGUGGGAGAUUUCGUCGUCGAAGUUGACCCUUUGACUGAUAGUGCUAAAGGCACAUCAACCAGACAAUAGACGGGGACUGCUACAUCUACUUACGCAACCAGUGUAUACACAACUACAGGAACGGAUGGCUAUCCAACUGUAAGUACUCUUUAUUACGUUGAAACUCCAUUUGAAGCUAUUACUUCUUAUUCUGCAUAGACAGGACUUCAAAGCUUCACCUACUCAACAGGAUUGAAUACAUAUACGGGGUCGAAUGGGCUUCCAACUACUGAGAAAGUCAUUUAUGUGGAGACACUUUUUAGAAUAUCAACUACAACUACUGCGUGGGAUGGAUCAUACACGUCGACGUUUUCAACAGAGGUGGUCACUAUUACAGGAACUGGUGGGAUCGAGACCACCGAAACUAUCUAUCACGUCGAAACGCCGCUGUGGUACUCCACGACAACUACUGCGUGGGAUGGAACGUACACGUCGACGUUUUCAACAGAGGUGGUCACUAUUACAGGAACUGAUGGGAUCGAGACCACCGAAACGAUUUAUCACGUCGAAACGCCGCUGUGGUAUUCGAGCACAACAAUUAUUUCUAACGAAACUGAAACUUCUGACCCUCAGGCUCUUCACCUGGGAUCUCAACCGAGUUGUCGGGUGGAAAAAGUUCAACUUUUUAUAGUGAACAAACAGUCGUUCCGAUUAACGUUACAACAGUAGAUCCUGCAUCGACAUAUUCAAAUGGAACGGUUACCCCAGCAGAUUCGAUCCAAGCGAGCACUUCUGCAUUUGAAUUAUCUUCAAUUACGACCAAAACCACAAGAUUGAAUUUUACAGAAAUAAAAUCCAUAUCCAGCAGUGAAAGCCAUUUACAUGUUACAGUUAGUAAAACAACAGAGUGGAGUGGCGGAAUCACAUCUACAUUUUCAACUGAAGUGAUUACGUCUACGGGAACUGACGGAAUCAUUUUUACAAAAACGAUUUACCACGUCGAGACUCCAAUAAUUGCCUCGUCCUUAUGUACAGAUCUAACCAGUAUGAAUUCCACCGAAAGUUCUAGUGUGAGCUCAGCUUAUGAAUCGACUGUGUACAUACCAUCGGAUAGGUCUAACACAAGCACUUUGCUUACCGAAAAGUGUACGUCUACCGGCCCCGAUGGCAAUACAAAGACCAAGACAACUUAUAUUGUCGAACCCCCCAGCCUAACAUCAUAUCUUCUGAAAGUAUGACAAGAUGGACAGGAACUUAUACUAGCACCUAUGCAACAGAAGUCUCUACAUUAACUGACGCAAAUGGUGUAACCAUCAUUUCAACUUUGUAUCGCAUAGAAACUCCCAGAUUGGCUUACUAUGGAAACAGCAAGAAAACAGAAGCCUCUCUAAAUUCUUUUGCAACCUCAAAUCCUUUUGAACAAGUAACUAGCGUUCAAAGUACUAUGCCAGUGACCACCUUUUUUUCGUCUUUCGGCAGUAUUUGCUCAGGUUCCAGUCAAAAACCGGGAAAUUCGAUCGAACUUAUACCCAAUCAGAUAUACCAACAAGUUUAAGCGGCUUUACGAAUAAAGAGUCUGUUGUUACAAGCAGAUCAAUCAUUACUUCUACGACUUUAAUUUCUUCUCAGGCUCUUUUUACCUCAAGCGUGGAAACGAAUCCUGCUGAAAAUUCAAAAACCACAAAUCAGCUCUCUAUUUCCCAAACUGCUUCAAGUGGAACGGACUCGUUUACAAAUUGCAUAGACUGUGGUUAUUCAGACUAUUUUUCAGGCUUCUCUUUAUCGAAUAGUCUAUCUCGUAGCGAGUUCACCACCUAUGAAGCAACAGAACAAGCAUCAGCAACGACUCUAUUGGUAAUUACUACUUCAUUUACGACAGAUUACCAAAAAAUGAGCAAUUUCUCCGCUGGGCACAGUCGGGUGAUGUCUUCAAUCGAGACCGUCACUAAAGAAACUGACUUUCCUAGCGGAACUCAUACAACAACUAGUUUUCAAAGGAUUGAAUCGACGACAGUUCUAGAUGAGACAAGCAUCUCUUCAAACGAUAUCUCAUAUAGUUAACUCGCACAUUCUCUCUCCGCUUCCGGAUCCCCACUAGUACAAUCUACAAGUAUAUCAAAAGGUGGACAGUCAUUGGGUGCUCAAAGCAAUAUUUUGCAGUCCUCCAGUCCAACACCCUCGAAUUCUGCAAUUUCAAAUAAGACACUGAUGAAAUCAACCCUAUCCACGUUUCUUACUCCUGAUGAUCCGACGAGCAAAUCUGAAGAGCAGCCAGCAAUAAUAUCGGCCACUUCUUCUUUAAGUGGCACGAAGUUGUCAAAUAGCCGCACCUCUAAUUUAAUACCUACGGCAUCCGUGUUUCAUGGUAGAGCGGACAAAUUAACUUCUGGAAUGCUUGUAUUACUUCCUUUAGUAUUAUUAUAA
Molecule: messenger RNA, 3242 nt
Organism: Lachancea fermentati
Lineage: Eukaryota; Fungi; Ascomycota; Saccharomycetes; Saccharomycetales; Saccharomycetaceae
Source: the annotation of a GenBank genome assembly